Messenger RNA from Penaeus indicus, 294 nucleotides. RefSeq names its product molt-inhibiting hormone-like. Lineage: Eukaryota; Metazoa; Arthropoda; Malacostraca; Decapoda; Penaeidae. Bases 1 to 294 code for a protein of 97 amino acids. Gene Ontology annotation, cellular component: extracellular region. Gene Ontology annotation, biological process: circadian rhythm. The transcript is spliced from 3 exons. Gene Ontology annotation, molecular function: neuropeptide hormone activity. The record is from RefSeq and is a predicted model, not a curated record.
AUGUACCGCUUGGCAAUUAGGAUAUGGUUGGCGGUAGUGAUUGUACUAUUCGGGAUCGCCUCGGCCAGUUUCACGGACGGCACCUGUAGAGGCAGAAUGGGCAAUCGUGAGAUCUACAAGAAAGUUGAUCGAGUUUGUGAGGAUUGUGCUAAUAUCUUUCGAUUACCAGGGUUGGAAGGCUUGUGUAGAGAUCGGUGCUUCUACAACGAAUGGUUUCUGCUUUGUCUGAAGGCUGCCAACAGGGAGGACGAGAUCGAAAAUUUCAGAGUGUGGAUAAGUAUUCUGAACGCCUGA